AUGAGCAGCGCAAAGCCAAAGAGCGAGAUGAACGAGGACGAGCUCCGCAAGCUCGAGGAGGAAGAGUUCAACACAGGCCCACUCUCAGUGUUGCAGUUGUCCGUCAAGAACCAUACACAGAUUCUUAUCAGCUGCAGAAAUAACAGGAAGCUCCUUGCCAGAGUCAAGGCAUUCGACCGUCACUGUAACAUGGUUCUCGAGAACGUCAAGGAGAUGUGGACAGAAGUACCACGUGCGGCCAAGGGCAAGAAGGCAAAGCCUGUCAACAAGGAGCGUUUCAUCAGCAAGCUGUUCUUGCGUGGAGACUCUGUCAUUCUUGUUCUUCGCAACGAUGUUUAA
This is a messenger RNA of Linnemannia hyalina, 339 nucleotides long. The record is from the annotation of a GenBank genome assembly. NCBI's taxonomy places the organism in Eukaryota, Fungi, Mortierellomycota, Mortierellomycetes, Mortierellales, Mortierellaceae.